AUGAGCUUAGUACCAGAUGGUGUCGAUUCGCAACAACUUCAUUUAUUAAGUUUGGACUUUAUAGAAGCAAAGAUUGCUAAUUGUGUUUCACAUACACUUAUUGUCAGACAGUAUCAAUUUAAUUUAUUAAGUAGAAUAGUAUCUGAAUACAAGAUAGCAGAAGGAGUUGCUGUGGAUAUUUCGAUGGAUUUCAUGGAGUUACCAAAGAGCGUUAAUGGUUAUGAUUAUGUUUUGGUAGUGGUGGAUCCAUUUUCGAAAUAUACAACUAUCAUUCCAACUACAAAGGAAAUCACAGCAUUGGGUACAGCAAAGUUAAUUCAUCAACAUGUUUGGAUUGCCGCUAUCAAUUGUAAGCGAUCGUAUUAUUUAAUUCACGAUCAAUUCUACUUAUAUUUCAACAAUCAAACUAUCACCUUUCGAAGUAGGAUGGGAUUCAUUCCUGUAUCGCCAAUUAAAAUGUUUAGAAACAAUAAUUUAUCGAAUAGAGAAUUGAUCAGAGAGAUGGUCAAAGACAAUAUGUUGGAAGCAGAUGGAAUCAUCAAGAAUAAACCAACUUGUCAGAUUGGAGAUUGGAUGUUUGUUAAAGAUGAGUUUAUCAAUUUGGAAGUUGGUUGGAACACAAACACAGGAUCAAUUAAUAAUAAGAAUCAUGGACCAUUCAAGAUUUUAAAGAUUUUUAAAAAUGAUAUCCACGUAGAACUAGAAUUGGAUUUCACCACAAAUCGACACAAAUUUUCAAUAUUAAUCAAUGGGGUACAGUUCAAGUUAAACAAAGAUAACGAAUUAUUAGUUAAAGGUGUAGAACCAGAUAUCAUUGACAAUGAAGAAGAGUUUGAAAUAGAACAAAUCAUAGGAGAUCGAAUGUACAGAAGGAAGAAGCAGUAUCUUGGUUAUCCUUUAGACAAAGCUACAUGGCAAUACUCAAAGAACAUGGAUCAUGCUAAAGAUCUUAUUAAAGAAUAUGAAACAACAAGAAACAACAAAUCCAAUCAAAGAAGAAGAAGAAGUAAAUCCUUAAGUAGAGCAGAGUGUUAA
Molecule: messenger RNA, 1035 nt
Organism: Heterostelium album PN500
Lineage: Eukaryota; Evosea; Eumycetozoa; Acytosteliales; Acytosteliaceae
Exons: 6
Coding region: 1-1035 (344 amino acids)
Molecular function (GO): nucleic acid binding
Source: RefSeq, a predicted model, not a curated record